AUGAGGCACCUUCUCUACUAUCCAUUCACCCCAUUUUUCGUCAUUUUUGAGAACAUUGUGCACCAUUCUGGCCCUGUGACGCCGACCACCGAACACGAUCUUAACCUUCUGGCGACAACAGUGACGUAUUUCGCAAGCAUGCGCUCGCAAAUGCGCCUUCUUGCGACGCUGUGCACGCGGCUCGAGCACGUUGCGGCUGCUUUUCUGCAUCUCGCAAGGAACAUACAUCGCUCUCCGGCGACUGCUGCUGAGUGCACGCCGCAAGAACAGCACGGUGGCGAGCACAUCCCGGCCGAUGUGGGCGCGAUCAACUAUGCCAGCUACCUCGAUUGGCUUCUGGCUGACUUAGAGGGCUUACCGGGUGGUAGUGGUGCUUUGGGUGAGACUAGAGAGACUCGACGGACGUUUGAGGGUACCUUUGAUUGGUUCGCGUGGGAUGCGUACUAUGGAGAUCUCCAGUAG
Messenger RNA from Aspergillus saccharolyticus JOP 1030-1, 462 nucleotides. RefSeq lists its product as uncharacterized. The transcript has a single exon. Bases 1 to 462 code for a protein of 153 amino acids. The record is from RefSeq and is a predicted model, not a curated record. Lineage: Eukaryota; Fungi; Ascomycota; Eurotiomycetes; Eurotiales; Aspergillaceae.